AAAGUAAAGUAGUGUAGGCCUACUUAUAUUUUAUAGUAAUUAAUUAGGCUGACUAAUUAAGUGUAAAUUCUAGUUCUUGAGAUCUGUUCUACAUCCACCUAAUAUAAACCUAGUUUUGUAAUUUAGGCCUAAUUUAGAAAUUUGUUAUGCUGCGAAAGAUGUCAUCAGGUAUUACAAAAAGUACCAUAGCCAGUCAGUUAAAACAAGUUCAAGACAAAAUACAGAAUGCAGCUUCACGAAGACCUGGGCUUCUUCAGUACACACACCCCCGUCUUGUUGCAGUAUCAAAAACUAAAGGCACAGACUUGAUCAUUGAAGCUUAUGAUGCCGGACAACGCCACUUUGGAGAAAACUAUGUUCUAGAACUUCAUGAAAAAGCAAAUGAUAUUGAGAUACAGGACCAUUGUGAAGAUAUCAAAUGGCAUUUUAUUGGACAUUUGCAAAGAAACAAAGUUGGCAAACUUUUAGAUGUUCCAAACCUUUAUGUGGUUGAAACAGUUGACAGUGAACGUUUAGCAAAAGCUGUGAAUGACACAUGGGAGAGACUGAACAAAAAAUCCCCUUUACGUGUAAUGGUCCAAGUUAAUACAAGUGGAGAAGAUAAUAAAAGUGGAUGUGCACCACAAGAGACUACAAGUAUUGUUAAGUAUAUCAGAGAGAAGUGUCCACAGAUUACUGUAAUGGGGCUUAUGACUAUAGGAUCUUUUGAUCAUGAUCCACUGACUGGGCCUAAUCCAGACUUCAAGACACUUUAUGCUGUAAGAGAAGAAGUAUCCAGAACUCUAAACAUUUCCAUACAAGACUUAGAACUGAGCAUGGGAAUGUCUGCUGAUUUUGAACAUGCAAUAGAAAUGGGUAGCACCAAUGUGAGAGUGGGCAGCACAAUAUUUGGUGACCGCAGUGCACCACCUAAAGUUGAAAAGUCACCAGAAGAAUCCAGCUCUUCCAGCAAAAAUGUUGACACAGUGUCAGGUGAUGCAAGUUCUUUACAUAAGACUGAAGGAUCAGAUCCACAUACACUGAAACUGCAAAGCCUCUCACUUACCUAGAACUUGUACAGAAAAAGGAUGUGAUGUUUACUUGCCAAAGAAAGUAUUGGUUGAUUCUACUUUAUUUUUUGUUUAAUUUUCUGAAGAAAAGGAUGUGAUAAAGACACUUAAUAAACAGCUCACAGAGUGUCCACACUAAGGUCAUUAAAGGUGCUGUUUAAG
Molecule: messenger RNA, 1211 nt
Organism: Physella acuta
Lineage: Eukaryota; Metazoa; Mollusca; Gastropoda; Physidae
Product: pyridoxal phosphate homeostasis protein
Cellular component (GO): intracellular anatomical structure
Molecular function (GO): pyridoxal phosphate binding
Source: RefSeq, a predicted model, not a curated record